AAAGUUGAAAAAUUAAUAAUGGAAUUUCAAUAAUAGAAAGUUUGAAAAUUUUAAACAGCUUUUAGUUUUCUUCUUAUUACACAACCAUGCUAAGAGUCAACAUCAGAGGCCUAGCUACGUCGGCUAGACUCCUUAGAGGUCAGAAUCUUACUGAAAAGAUCGUCCAAAGAUAUGCUGUGAACCUACCUGCCGGAAAACAGGUCUUUAGUGGAGAUUAUGUCUCUAUCAAGCCAGCCCAUUGUAUGUCCCACGACAACUCGUGGCCAGUAGCUACUAAGUUCAUGGGUUUGGGAGCUACCAAGGUCAAAGAUAAUCGCCAGAUAGUGUGUACCUUAGAUCACGAUGUCCAGAACAAGCUGGAAAAGAACUUGGAAAAGUACAGAAAUAUCGAGCAGUUUGCUAAAGAACAGGGAAUCGACUUCUACCCAGCUGGAAGAGGUAUUGGUCAUCAAAUUAUGAUUGAGGAAGGUUAUGCCUUUCCACUUAACUUGACUGUGGCUUCAGAUUCGCACUCCAACACUUACGGAGGUGUAGGCUCUUUGGGUACUCCGAUCGUUAGAACCGAUGCCGCUUCGAUCUGGGCUACGGGUCAGACGUGGUGGCAGAUUCCACCUGUAGCCAAGGUGGAAUUGCAGGGUAAGCUUCCCGCCGGAGUCACCGGUAAGGAUAUCAUCGUAGCACUCUGCGGAGCGUUUAAUAAAGAUGAAGUGUUGAACCAUGCCAUCGAAUUUGUUGGAGAUGGGAUCGAGCACUUGUCUAUAGACUACAGAUUGACAAUCGCCAAUAUGACCACUGAAUGGGGAGCCCUUUCUGGUUUAUUCCCUGUUGAUGCCCGUUUAUUGGACUGGUACCGUAGUGAGAGAUUGGCCAAGUUGGGCUCAGGCCAUCCCAGAGUGAACGAUAAGACUGUUUCGGCGUUGGAAAAGAAUCCAGUACAGAGUGACAGCGACGCUGUCUACGCCAAGCACUUGGUCGUGGACUUGAGCUCAUUGACACCAUACAUUUCUGGCCCCAACUCCGUUAAGAUCCUGAACUCAUUGGCUGACUUGGUGGAGCAGGAUAUCCCCAUCAACAAGGCGUACUUGGUCAGUUGCACUAAUUCGAGAUUGAGCGAUAUCCAAGCUGCUGCUGAUGUCAUCCGUGGCCACAAGGUUGCCCCUGGUGUAGAGUUCUAUGUAGCUGCAGCUUCUUCUAACGUCCAGAAGGAUGCGGAGGCUGCUGGUGCCUGGAAAACCAUCUUGGAAGCUGGUGCAAAGCCUUUGCCAGCUGGCUGCGGUCCCUGCAUUGGACUUGGUACUGGUUUGUUGAAGGACGGAGAAGUCGGUAUAUCUGCUACCAAUCGUAACUUCAAGGGUAGAAUGGGCUCCAAGGAUGCCUUGGCUUACUUGGCUUCUCCUGAAGUUGUUGCAGCCUCUGCUGUCUUGGGUAGAAUUGGUGGUCCGCAGGAAUUGGAGGGAAAAUCUGUUCUCUCUACCAGAGAGAUCAUAAAGACUAUUGAAGAAACUAAAGUUUCUGAAGAUGCUGCUACUGGUGGUGCUGUUGAAGUCUUGGAAGGAUUCCCUAAGGUUAUCGAAGGCGAGUUAAUUCUCUGUGAUGCUGACAACAUCAACACAGAUGGUAUCUACCCCGGUAAGUACACCUACCAGGAUGAUAUACCUCGUGAAAAGAUGGCUGAGGUCUGUAUGGAAAACUACGAUGCUGAAUUUAACGGCAAGACCAAGGCUGGCGAUAUCAUCAUAAGUGGCUACAACUUCGGUACUGGAUCGUCUCGUGAACAGGCUGCCACUGCAAUUUUGGCCAGAGGAAUGAAGUUGGUUGUUGCUGGUUCCUUCGGUAACAUCUUCCUGAGAAAUUCCAUCAACAACGCUUUGUUGACGUUGGAAAUCCCCGACUUGAUCAACAACUUGAGAGCUAAGUACGCCGGUUCAGACGAGUUGACUGUCCGCACAGGCUGGAUCCUCAAGUGGGAUGUCACUACUGCUACUGUCGAAGUCAAAGACAGCGAAGGCAACGUGGUGUUGAAGCAGAAGGUCGGUGAAUUGGGUACCAAUCUUCAGGACAUCAUUGUCAAGGGAGGUCUUGAAGGUUGGGUCAGAAGUGAGUUGAAGGCAGGUGCUUGAGCCAGAAGAAAGAGAACUACACUCUACAUUAGCAUAGGAUGCUGCGGACUGUACGGUUCGUCAGUGUUACUCCCAUAGUAUUCGUAUAAAAAAGAAUAGCUAUCUUCACUAAAGAAGAAAAUUAUAGUCAAUACAUUUAAAGAAUUUCAUCAG
Scheffersomyces stipitis CBS 6054 is the source of this 2273-nucleotide messenger RNA. RefSeq names its product homoaconitate hydratase (gene LYS4). The transcript has a single exon. Gene Ontology annotation, molecular function: homoaconitate hydratase activity; 4 iron, 4 sulfur cluster binding. Gene Ontology annotation, biological process: L-lysine biosynthetic process. NCBI's taxonomy places the organism in Eukaryota, Fungi, Ascomycota, Pichiomycetes, Serinales, Debaryomycetaceae. The coding region runs from base 87 to 2120 and encodes 677 amino acids. The record is from RefSeq and is a predicted model, not a curated record.